Chara braunii is the source of this 1908-nucleotide messenger RNA. NCBI's taxonomy places the organism in Eukaryota, Viridiplantae, Streptophyta, Charophyceae, Charales, Characeae. The record is from the annotation of a GenBank genome assembly.
ACCAACGGUGAAACCGGACAUCUACCCUCCAUAUGAUAGCAGAUGGCGACAAAUGGGUGCAAAAAGGAUGGUGGAUAGGGAUGUGGGCUUUCUCACCAAGCCUAUGAUAGAUGAAGCUACGGUGAUGGAUGACAGGCAGAGAUUACAGACCAUGGCAGAGCUAAACAAAGUGGGACAAUCAGAAGAGCAGGCUUUUCUGGAAAACAGGAGAGCAAGAGAGGAAGCAAGGAGGACGGAAGCAAAGGGAGGUAAAGAGGAGGAUGGGGGCGAUAGUGUGCAGGAAAGUAAGACUGGGUCAAAGAGUAGGAGAAUGAGAGAGGAGGAGUCUGUGGGGGAAGAGGGAGACGGGGUCACCGGGAGUGAGGACAAGGGAGGAGAAUCAUCAGCCUCUCUUAAGGGGAAAAUUACAGAUAGGGAUUCAGCGAAAGGUGACAGCUCAUACCAAGGGUCAAAGAGGGCAUAUUCAGGGAAGGGAAACGAUGGUUUAUCUUCAGAGGGGGAAAAAGAUCAGGAUGAUGCUAUGAAAGAAAAAGGUAAGGAGGAUCAGGGUUCUCAGGGGGAAGAAAUGAAAGUUACAACCUCUUCAGAGGGCACGUCAACGACAGCUUCAACGGAUCAACGAACAGAUCAAGGGCCUGCAAUAGGUCGAGUCAGAUCUACAAAAGCAUCAUCGCCCGAGGUUUCGAAAAACACAGCACAAGAUCUGGGGGGGAAGACUGUUGAAGGGGAAGGAAAAAUGGCACAGGAUUCAGAUAGAGAUUUGGAUAGGGAUAGUGACAAGAGGCAGGAUGAUUGGGAGGAGGAAGAGGAGGAAGAAGAGGACGAACCGGAAACACUAGCUCAGUGGAUAAAACAUGUUCACAAAUUAAAGUGGGAGAGGCAUAUUGAGUGUGAGAUUCGUCUGGCACAUCACAAACAUUUGCGCAAUCUGAAACAAGCCACAGCAGCGGGGGAGGACAUUACAACAGCAAACAAAUUCGAAAGACUCAAGAAUGAGCAAGAUGUUAACGAGUUCUAUGCCACGCAAUAUGGAAUGAAGGCCAGGCUGGACAAGAACGACAUCAUGGUGCACAAUGCAGGCUACGCUAAACAGUUCAUUUGGCCGAAGUCCUAUCAGCCACAGGGUCUGAAGAGAGCUGAGCAAAAGAGAAGGGCGCAACAACAACAAUUGGAGUUUUCGGGUAGUAGGGAUCAGGAUUUGUCAGAUUCCACUCAGGGGGUGGGGGUGGAUGAACCGAUGGAGGAGGAAAAGAGGCAGGCAGUGAUCUUGGAGGCACAACUGAAGGUCCUCAAGGAGCAGAAUAGCGAAUUAGGGGAAGACACUAUAAAUCUGCAGAAAAUUGCCUAUGCUCCACAUGCAGACAUCAAUGCAGCAGCCAAACUGUAUGCAAGACAAGACCCAGGGAAGAGAAUUGUUCUGCCGUACAGAUGGAACAGCGGAAAUGCUGAUUGGGAGGUAGCCAUCCACAGGUCUCUGGCAUUGAUUACAGUAAAGGACAGCCACUGCGAGCAUGUCAUAUUGAAGGAACAUAUCACAAAAGAUCUGCCUUUGAAGGCACACGUCAUUGGUGAUCUCAACCGGGAUAGGGAAGAAUGGGAAGAUACGGAGGGUACAAAGCACAUGUUGGAUUACAGACCGGUCAUGAUUAAGUUACAGGAAAAGGCAGUCCUGACGGAUGGAUUCAUCUGGAUGCCAUGGCAGGUAGUGGAGACGAUUCCAUAUGGUCUCCUGGGAGGGUCGGAGGCGGCAGAAUGGGUGGCAAGAGGAGCAGCCAUAGUGACCAAAAGUGAUGUAUUUGCAUGGCAGCCUGAUUACAUUGACGGAAAGAUAGACAUUGUGGCUACAACAAUAGAGUGGACACGGACGAGAUGUUGAGUACUGAAUUCGAAUAAAGGUCAAAGGAAAUA